AUGCUCUGUCAGCAGCUGAGCACCCCACAGGCCGCCCUCUUCUCUAACCCCAUGCUGGCUGGCGUGGUAAGGCGUCUCAGCCCUCCGCGGCCGCCGCCCCCGCUGCUGCUGCCGCUGAGCGCGGCUCUGCUGGGCUCCCAGGCCCGCGCCGACCCCGCUCCGGGCAGCGCUGUCCCCGCGCAGAGCCGCCGGUGCGUGGACUGUCACGUGUUCGAGUUCAUGCAGCGCGCCUUGCAGGACCUGCGGAAGACGGCGUCCAGCCUGGACGCGCGGACCGAGCCUCUCCUGCUGCAGGCCGAGCGCCGCGCCCUGUGUGCCUGCUGGCCCGCCGGCCGCUGAGGAUGCACU
Messenger RNA from Sorex araneus (European shrew), 348 nucleotides. RefSeq names its product neuropeptide-like protein C4orf48 homolog. NCBI's taxonomy places the organism in Eukaryota, Metazoa, Chordata, Mammalia, Eulipotyphla, Soricidae. The record is from RefSeq and is a predicted model, not a curated record. The transcript has 2 exons. Bases 1 to 339 code for a protein of 112 amino acids.